AUGUCAUUUUCAAAGCACUAUCGACCCAUCGAGGCUCAAUUGGACGGUGGUCAGGCAAUGCCGUCGGCGGCACUCCGCCUCAUCACCCGAUGGCCCUUCCCUAACGGCGUCAUCCCUCCCGCAAUGCGGUCCCGAUUUCUUACAGCCUCCACCUCCGACCAAGCAGACAAGAUGGCUAAUGCUUUUGCCAAUGGCCCAGCCAUCGACUCGCUGGUUAUCUUGAUUCGACUGCUACUUUCGCUUCGGCUCGACUUAGGUCUGGCUACGGAUCAGCGACUCUACAUGUUGGCGCUCCACGACUUUGGUCGCAGGCUGGGGGAUGACUACAUCGUCAAGGGGGAGCUGUUUGAGAUCCUGUAUCCCCGCCAAGCUUCGAGUCUCGAUCGCGUGGACAUGACGCUGGGCGAGCUUGUUUACCAUCCCAUGGUUUCGAAAGUGCUGUGGUCGCUUCAGCCUUUCCAGUUCUUUCGUCGAGAAACAUGGGCCAAGCGUGACGCAAAAGCCCCAGUCGAGCCGUACCGGCUUCGCACGAGAGAGGCUUUCCUACCCACUCCGAUCCGCGUCCCAGACCAGCACCAUGACAUUAACCUUGCCCGCUUCUUCUCCCAGAAACUGGGCCCACAUCAUGCGGCUGGCGGCCGGAUCGUUUAUUUUGCCUACCAGGCGCCUGACGUCAUUCCCGUUAUCAUACGAGGCGGCCAACCGUUCGACAGCAUCCGUACAUUUACCAUAAGCGGCCCAUCAAGGUUCCAACCGGCCGACAAGGGUACCGUUCGAAUAGUUUCUCAAGACUGGAGCUACCGACUGCGUGCGGUCCUCAACCUCGUCGACAGCGAUAUCCAUCUGUACCACCACGAUACCUCGCCGGUGGUGGAACAGCUCGAAAAUGAGAAAACUGGCGGUGACAAAAUACCGCGGAAGGGCAACAGCGAGAAAUCUUGCCACACGUACAAGACACGCCGGUCUCAGCACGCUCCCGGCUGGACAUUCGAGGAUAGUCCAUUGCGGGAGUUUCUCCUCAUCUAUGAGAUACACACGGACGAUAAAGGCAGCCACAAGAUCCGAAACAAGUACGGCGAGUAUCUCCCGGCUACGAGGGGUGAUGGUAUGUAA
Molecule: messenger RNA, 1113 nt
Organism: Dichotomopilus funicola
Lineage: Eukaryota; Fungi; Ascomycota; Sordariomycetes; Sordariales; Chaetomiaceae
Exons: 2
Coding region: 1-1113 (370 amino acids)
Source: RefSeq, a predicted model, not a curated record